CUCAUUAAUAUAACCUCAAUUAUGUGUUUUGUUGUUAAAAGUUAGAAGUAAUUAUAAAUAUCAGAUAAAAGUACUAAAACCCAAGAUAAAAACUGUGUAAAUAUCCCUGCUCAUUACUAAUCACGUAAUGAACGUAACUGUAAAAGUUUUGUUCUUUGCAAAAGCAAGAGAAGUUUCUGGAAAAAGAAGUGAAUUUCUGGAAGUGGCAGUACCAAUUACUUGCAAAGAUUUGCUCGAAAAAAUAGUAAAAACAUAUUCCUUGGAGGUAAUAAAGAAUAACGUAAUUAUAUCACUUAACGAAGAGUACCUUGACCUCGACACCACUGUGACAUUGAAACCUGGUGAUGAAAUAGGAAUAAUUCCUCCUUUAAGUGGUGGCUGAUUAGACUAUAAAAAUAUGAAUUAUUUGGAAGUAACUGAGGAAAGACUAUCUGUGGAGUUGAUCUCCAAUUUGGUAAGCUCUAAAUCUUGUGGUGCCAUUUCACUAUUCAUUGGUACAACAAGAGACAAUUUUGAAGGUAAAAAAGUAGUGAAUUUAGAGUAUGAAGUUUAUGAAGCUAUGGCCAUCAAGCGUAUGACAGCUAUAUGUGAGGAAAUUCGUCAGCAUUGGCCUACAGUUGAAGGUAUUGCUAUAUACCAUAGAGUGGGCUCAGUUCCUGUCAAGGAAGCCAGUAUCAUCAUUGCUAUAUCUUCUCCUCACAGAAAAGAAGCAAUUCAGGCCACAGAAUGGUGUAUUGAUGAUGUUAAAAGAUCUGUUCCAAUAUGGAAAAAAGAAGUGUAUGCUGAAGAAGCACCACAAUGGAAAGAAAAUAAAGAAUGUCCUUGGUCUUCCUCUUUUGCCAAAUAAAAAUAAAUGUAUAAAUUACUCCACAAGAGUGGAGAAAAAUAAAUUGAAAU
This is a messenger RNA of Phaedon cochleariae (mustard beetle), 897 nucleotides long. Lineage: Eukaryota; Metazoa; Arthropoda; Insecta; Coleoptera; Chrysomelidae. The record is from the annotation of a GenBank genome assembly.